Dromiciops gliroides (monito del monte) is the source of this 6199-nucleotide messenger RNA. It is a transcript of the gene BEND2, whose product is annotated as BEN domain containing 2. Gene Ontology annotation, molecular function: DNA binding. The transcript has 11 exons. The record is from RefSeq and is a predicted model, not a curated record. Lineage: Eukaryota; Metazoa; Chordata; Mammalia; Microbiotheria; Microbiotheriidae. The coding region runs from base 105 to 1946 and encodes 613 amino acids.
ACGCCAUCUUCCAGCCCCACCCACCUGUGCCAACGGAAACCCGAGCCCGUGGCAGCCACGAAACCGAGUCAGAGUGGCAGAAUACCCGGUGCCAGCGUCUAGCCAUGUCUGGAGAGCAAGGAAGUGAACAUUUAUCAGUACUGGGCAACCAAGUAGUUUCAAAAAUAAAACAUCCUUCAGAAAUAAAGAGAAAUGGUGACAACACAGAGGAAAGAGAGUUUCUAGUUUUACAUAAAAGAAGACGGGUUGCUCCUUCAGUGGAAAAUAAUACGAUGAGUGCUCAAGAACCUGAUUAUGAGGAUAAUGGAAGUGUUGUAUAUGAAUACGAACCAGAUUAUGAAUGUGGUAGUAUUGUAUCUGAAGCAUCCUACACAGUUGAUUAUCAAAAAACACUUAUGGAAGUCCUGAACUAUUGCCAGGCCAUGUAUGAUGCAAUCCAGAAACUAGAUAAGAAGUUUGACCUGCUUCAUGGAAAGGUUUCAGAAAUGCAGCAUAUUCGGAUGAAGCCAUUGGUUCUCAAACCCAGGCCAGUUGGAUUUACAUCAAGAAGUUCUAAUCAUGUACCUCAUAGAAAAAUUCAAGAACAAAAGCCAGUGGAAAGGGAAUCCAGCAUACAUAUCUCUCCCCCUAGACCAUCUUUGGCAGUAGUGCUACCACAAAAUCAUGUUGAAACCAACUCUGUGGGAAAGUCUGUUCAGGCACCACUUAAAAUUGAAUUACAGCAACAAGACCUCAGACAUAGUCCACCUCUUCCUGUAAUUGUCUCAACACAUUCAUUGAAUCAGCCAUUCACAGUAGUAGCCAACAAAGUACCUGACCUUUCUUUACAAUCCAAGUUGGUCAACACAGUUGUUGAAAAUACUACCUCAGCUGCAAAAAGUUCUCCAGUAAUAACUACAGUGGUACCAACAAAACCAGAAACCUGUCUGGAAAGGAAUACUGUGAUGAUGGGUUACCCAUCUUCACAGGAAAAUGCAAGUCUUAGUCAAGUACUUUCAUCUUCUAUCUGCAUCAAUCCUAGUUUGGAGUACAUCGGUGAUCCAAAGAGGAAUGUCAAGGUUCUUGGGACAUAUUUGAUGAAAGCUCGUCAAAAGACCAAACCCAAGUAUGCAGCAUGCUACUUGGUUCGAGUUUUAUUCCCCAAGGAAACAUUACUGUGUAGUAUUAUGGGUAUCAGUGCACGGGGUCGAAGACCUCUGGAUCCCAAUAAAGUUGCUGCAAUAAGAGAAUUUCUUGCAACACAUUUUCCUAACUAUGAUCUGAGUGAAUAUGGAAGAGACUGGAAAACCUGCAUUACAAAAGUAAAUGCUAUGAUUCGCUGUCUGUGCUGUGAAACUAAAAUAAAGUCUGAGAAAACUGAAAACAAAGAUAAACUUCCAGGCAUCCCAGAUUCAUCUGUUUGUGUAGACUUGAAUGAUCAUGAUAAAGAUGGAGAAGUUAAUUCUCAGGUGGCUCAGAAAAUGACUACCUUAGGAACAAACGAAAUACAAAAUUCGACAUGGGACAGUAAUUCGUUACCUGAAGUGUUUCAAGCACCUUCAUUUAAGAAAUUGCCAUCUUUAGAACCAAUGCAAUUUCUUGGCUACCCAUGGAGAAAUGUACAACUGCCAUUUUCAGUGAUCUGUGUUGCAAAGGGAAAGUCCCGUCCAGAGCUUUCAGCUCGAUAUCUUAUCCGUCACCUCUUUACAGAGGAAGUACUGGUAAAAAGCAACGUAUAUGGCAGCUUGGAACGUGGCAUGUGUCCACUUGACUGUAACAGGAUUAAUGCUCUCAGAGACUUUCUCCAGGAAAACUAUCCAUCUUAUGAACUAACAGAGACUGGAUAUGAUUGGAAAGCAUGCGUGGCCGCCAUCAAUAGUACAAUCCGAAGUCUUCGACAUGACCAUAAGAAGGCUAUGGGGGAUUCCGUAGAAAAAACAUCAAGGAAUGAGAAGAAUCCUUCAUAAAACCCUUCUGGAGUAAAGCCACAGGAGAUAGCAUUAACCCAAAGGACCAUUGUUUUAGCUGUCCUGCUUAUGUCUCAUUAUGUGUUUCAAGUUGCAAUUUCUGAAACAUGUUGGUACAUUGGCAAUGCAAGACUGCAGAAAAUAAUAGUCAAACCGUUAAAGAAACAGAGAUUCUUUGUAAAUAUAAGUUGUAUCAUAGAAGUUAAACACUGAUAUUCCACAGGCUGUAAAACGGUUUAUUUCUUUUAAUUGAGGUAGAGUGCAUAAUGUUAUGACAGGAAUAGAAUGGUACUUCAGAGAAGAGAGCUUAAGUAGCUCAAAUGAGGAUUUCUUUUGAAAUGAAGGUGCAGAAGCUCUCUGGUACCAUAGUUGGAGAAGUAUGCCAUAUUUUCUAAUAACCGCAGGAACUUUAUUCAAAAUUAACUCUUAACACUUGAAAGGAGCUACAAAGUUUAUACAGAGCUAAAAUUCCUGAAACUGACAAGAUGAGGGUGGCUUCAAGUUUUCUGGAAGCAAUGACCAUAUUCUUUUGCUGAACUCAUGAUAGCACAUAGUGAAUUACCCCCUAGGCCCUUUGUUGCAAGUCAGGUAUUCCUUAAUAGUAUAUGUGUUUAGAAUGAACAUGAAGAAAAAUAAUUUUUUUGUAGCUGUUUGAGUUCAAAUUGACUCAUUUGAUUUUUCAAGAAAAAAUCAUCAUGAAAGGUAACUAAACUUAGACUUCUUUGUCAGAAGUCUGAUUUCUGAAAUGUUUAUGUGAACUUGAAUACAUUUUAUGUAUUGUCUCAAGAAUAUUAUUAAAGCAUAUUUUAAAUUAAUUCCUAAAAGUUUUAAGAGCUAUAAAUGGAUAGAUUUUUUUUCACCAGAAACUCUCUUAAGAAAAUGUUGUUCAUAAAGUAUCUAAUUAGAAUUAUUCAUGGAUUUUUCACCCCACUUUUAAAAAAAUCCCUACUUUGAGUAUAAAUUUAGAUUUUAUUUCUUACUGAAUAAAAUACCUUAUUUUCAAGAAAGGACUUGAAUAUUUCAGCCAUAAUAAAUGUCAAUCAUUAGAUCUUCAUAACUUUAUAUUUAUAUCUGUGAAAUAUUUCUGUUGAAUGUUAACCCAAUUUAUUUCAGUUAUAACAAUGCCAUCAGUUUCAUCUACUAGUUGGAAUUUAUCAAAGCUAAUUUUUAUAACACUCUCAAAUAUUCUUCAGAAAGGUAAAUGUUUAAAUUUAACUGUCAGCAUCUGCUCUUAAGUUGUGUCCAUUUGUUUAAGACAUGUGAUAUAUGGCCUUAACUUAAAAUAAUUGAAAUAAAAUUAAAAUUAAUUUUUAGAUAAUAUUAACUUAAAAGGUAGUUUUCAAUUAGUGAGAGAAUUAGAACAUAUAUUUAGAUCAACCAAACCAAGUGAUUAUGGUAAAAAUUGACACCUUUCUACGUGAGACAUAUAGAAUAGAUGUAUAUUUUUAUCUUUUGAAAAUUGAAAUAAGUUCAGAGUAUUUUAAUAGUAAUAAAGUCUGUUUUAGACCUUUUUAAAAGGACAAGAUAAAAAGUACUCAGCAUGUUUUUUGUUGGUAUAUAAAAUAGAGCUAAUUUGGCACAGGCAGAAAUGGUGAAAAGCAAAAAAAAACCCAAACUGAAAAACAAAAACUCUACCAUAGAAGAUGUGAGACUUGUGAGUGAGCUAAACUGCCUCCCAGUAAAUUUAUCAGAUUUGCUGUUCAGUUUAACUUUACCUAUAAACUCUCACAGACGUAGUUAGUUACAUUUCAGCUGCAAUAGAGAGGUUAGUAUACAUUUUGAGCAUACCUAAAAAUCAAAAUAGUCCAUGAAGUAAAUAAGGUAAAUUUCUAAGUUAGUUUCUCAUUUGUAUUUCUUUAUGUACCUUCUAAUAGUCACUGAAUUGAAGACAGAAACAAACAAACAAAAUCCCAAACUUCUCCAGUCAGAAAACAUCUCAGAAGAUGUCUUUUAUCAAGACCUUACUCUAGGGAUCAUUUGUAUCACUUUUCAGAGCACUUUUCAGUUCAGGAUAAUGACCAAGACUUGAAUCAAAAUGUAUCUAAGUUAAUUUGAAGAAAGAGUAUUUGACUAACAUAUGUAAUAUAAAUUUUAUUAAUGUUUUUCUACUUUAUUUUAAACUAGCCUUUUUUUAGCUUUAUUUAUUUUACCAUUUUAUUCUUAAUUAUUAACUUUUCAUAGUCAGUCUUAAUUAAGCAUAUCUAUAAAAGGUACUUGUGUAAAUACCAUCCUAAAGUGCUUCUUCAGAGGUGUAAUUUUUUAAUAAAUAGAAAAUGAAUAUUUUCAACUUAUUUCUUAAAUAAAAAAAUUUAAAAAUCAAUUUCACAAAUCAAUUAUUGAAAUAGCAUUUUACAAAUUUAUUUUUCUUAUACCUGUAGCUCUGAUAUACGAAUUCUCUUUUUAAUCAAAAUAGACCUUUUACAAUAUUUAUACAGUAUUCCUUGCUGUUAACCUCUUUUUUUUUUAGUGAAUUGCAUAAAUGUCAUAACACUUGGCUAUAUCUGCUUUCAUAAAUGACAAAGAAAAUAGAAUAAUUGACCAUAACAGCAAUAAUUCCCUCAUGGUUGCUAGUUGCAAGAAUUUUGAAAACUUUUGUAAAAAAUAUUUUGAUUUUGGGGGCAGCUAGGUGAUGCAGUGGAUAAAGUACUGGCCCUGUAUUCAGGAGGACCUGAGUUCAAAUGCGACCUCAGACACUUGACACCUACUAGUUGUGUGACCCUGGGCAAGUCACUUAACCAUCAUUGCCCUGCAAAAAAGAAGAAAGAAAGAAAGAAGAAAAGAAAUUAAAAAAAAUAUUUUGAUUUUAAACAAAGUAUUUUGAGGAUUGAUAUAUUUUUUGGACCUCAGAGACACACACACACACACACACACACACACACACACACACACACACACAGCAAGUACUUUUGUUUCAGACAAGAAAGCCCUAGAUCUAUAAGAAACUUGGUUUCUACUUUCAUAUCCUUUAUUUCACAUAAUGCAGAUUGUCUAAUUCAUUUCUAGUUCAGCCUCAGUGGAAAAUCUCUUGUUUUGCAAAGGUUACAUGUUACUGUGCCUGUUCAAAAUAAUGAGCCUAGAAAGAUGGUACAUUUAAAAGAUUCCUCUAGCCCCUGGCAUGAAGUAAUUAAUGAGUACUUACUUUAUAUGAACAUUUUCAGAUAAAAUGUUAAAGAAACAUAGAUGUCAUAUAAAUAAUCAGAAAAUUUCGUUUAUAGCAUUUUUGAAGUCUUAAGUCUACAGUUCCCAGAUUGUGUACUGUGGCACCGUGGGUUGCCACAGUGAACUCAUAGGGCCACCUAUGAGGAUCUUUUAAAUGUUUAACCUAAUGUUUAAUGGAACUGUUAGAGGGCUGGGGGGAUUUGUUGUUUUGUUCUUGUUUGUUUGUUUGUUUUACCAGUGGACACCAUGAAAAAAAUUACUGAUGAACUGAAAAAGUUUGGGAACUUAUGCUUUUAAGCUUUACUCAUUUGUUUCUUAGAGUACCACGACAGCUGUUCUUUUUUCCUUCCAGGAUGAAAGAAUUCUCUAAUCUAGACGAAUAAAUUGCUUCUCUUUUCAACUUCUGUCACUAGCUUAUGCUUUUAUGGAGCAACAACAACAAAAAAUCUCACUUUGCCUUUUUUCCUCUGUAAAAGUCAUAUACCACUUUUCAGAAGUGAGAAUUAGCUAAUGCUUGUAGACUUCUAAGAUCUUUUGCAGAGAGGCAAAAUACUUUUAUUAUGAUGCAAUUAAUAAUAGAAUUUGUAACCAAAGAUUAAUUUUAUAGAUAUUUUUAAAAGACUACAAUACAGUUUAAAACAACUUUCUCCCAUAAUCUGUGCUUCCUAAAUAUUGUUAAAAUUAGGUCCCAGUCUUCUAGAGCAGAGGUGUCAAGCACGUGGUCCAUGGACCACAGCCUACCACAUUCUCAAAUAUGGCCCAAACCAGAUUAAAUUGUAAUUGGAAAAUAGUUAACAAAACAAAAACAUAAAAAAACAAAUCAUAUUACAUUUUAAAAUUAAGUCAAUAUACAGCCCACAAAGAUCCUUAUAUACUGAUUGAUGGCCCCAUCUGACACCACUGUUCUAGAGAACUUCCUGACAUCAGAUAAAUUACUUCUUGCAUAUUCUAGAAAUGUAAUGUCUUGGUCUAAUAAAAUCAGAUUCUAAUGAUAUCAGACGUGGUACCUUUUUUUUUUCAUUGUUUAAGGAAUAAAUCACUGGUUGUCAAGAAGCUACCUCUUAUUUCUUCCUCCUCAGAAUGAUUAUAGCAUU